GUGGCGUCAUCCAAGGACAGGGUGCUGCCAGCCGUGGCAGAGACAGGCCGGCUGCUCAACCUGCUGCCACACAGCAAGCGAGUCAUCCUCCCCACCAGCGGUCACACAGUGCUGCUGGAAGCUGACGUGGACAUUGCUGCCAUCCUCGCCACUCAUGGCUUCGCUCCCACCAAUCACACGCCGGAGAAGGGGGUGAAGGGGGUGACACUGGUGUCGCCUCUGGUGGUGGGCGAGGGUAAUCUGCAGCUCGUGCAGCGAGAGCUGGCCCAGCAUCCCAGUCGCAGUGUGCUGUUUGUGGGCAACCACACCAUCUACGGCUUCUACGACACGCCCCUGCUGCUCUAUGAAUUGUACAUGCGGGGAUUCAAGUGUCGCUGUCUCGCGCAUCCCAGCUUCUGGCUGCAGGAGUCUCUGGGAGAGCUUCUGGAAAGCUUUGGUCACGUCAAGCCUUCGCCUCGUGCCUUAUAUGAGCUCCUUCAAGAGGGAGGGCCCGCGCUGGUGUUCCCUGGGGGCUCCAAAGAAACGUGCCGCCUCAAGGGUGAGAAGUAUCAGCUGUGGUGGGGCCCGGACGAGAGCAGCAGAGGGAGAACAGGUACACGGAGCAGCGGCACCAGAAGCACCAGCGAUACCAGCAGCAGUGGCGAUGGGGGCAUGAUGCGCAUGGCAGCGAAGCUCAACACCAUCAUUGUGCCCUUCGCCAUGGUCGGCGCUGAUGACGCGUGA
This is a messenger RNA of Closterium sp. Naga37s-1, 723 nucleotides long. The record is from the annotation of a GenBank genome assembly. NCBI's taxonomy places the organism in Eukaryota, Viridiplantae, Streptophyta, Zygnematophyceae, Desmidiales, Closteriaceae.